AUGAGGAGUGGAUCAACGCUGCUCGUUGCUUUUUUGGGUGUGUCCCUGACAAGAGCCGCUUUAACGCUAGAGAAGAAAGAUGUGCCAUCUACUCUUGAGGUACCGUUUGGGUUUGGACCUAUGUUCGGCUCGAAUUCGAUGAGUCGUGUUGGGAUAGACAAGAGGAAGAACGUGCUUGAUGUGGACGCUGCGAUCGAGAACAUGGUCUUCGUCCACACAAACAUCACUGUCGGCACUCCUCCCCAGGAGAUGGAGGUAUAUUUCAAUAUUAUGGGUAAUGAGUGCUGGAUUCAUGCGGCCAAUUCAACCAGCUGUCAAUGGUUCAAAGACAAGGAGAACUGCGACGGGUAUGGCGGAUAUAACACGAGCACCUCCAAGACCGCCGAGUUCGUUAGUUCCGAUUUUGCAGUUAAUGACAGAGGGCCCAAUGUCACCGGCGACUUUUUCAAGGAUGCUCUGGUUAUUGGGAAUACCAAACUUGAUUCCAUGAAACUGGGUGUGGCAUACGAUGGAAUAACCAGUAACACGAUUGGUCUUGGGUACGGAGAAGAAGGCUCUUCCUCGGUGUCGCUACCCCAAGCUUUGACGGACGCGGGAAUCAUCAACUCACCUGCCUUCAGCAUGUGGACAAACUAUGGGUACCGUUACGGUGGCAAAAUUCUCUUCGGUGGCGUAAACAAAGCAAAAUAUUCCGGCACCUUGCAAACCCUGCCGAUUGUACCGGGGCCGUCUGGCGAGCGCAAGGCAUUCCGCGUCAACAUGACCGGUCUGCUAAUCAACGAAACAUCCAUUUCCCCGGAAUCGUUCACAUUAGACGCGUUACUCGACAACCAAGUAUCCCUUACGCAUGUUCCUGAAUCAGUCAUGUCAGCGCUUGCCAUACAGCUGAAUGUGGAGAAGAUCCCUGAAUCUGGGCAAAUCACUCUUCCCUGCUCUCUGGAAACAUCAAAAACCAAUAUUACCCUUGAAUUUGGUGCUGCGAAGUUUGAGUUUCCUAUUGGCUUGCUGAUGACCCAGGUGAGCGUUGAGCACGCGUACACAAGAUAUGGCGAUGCUUGCUAUUCAGGGAUUGUGGCCAACCGAGAUUACAAUAAAAGAGGAAGCAUCGUGCUGGGGACAAACUUCAUUAGGUCUGUAUAUUCAGUGUUUGAUCUUGCCAACGAUGAGGUUUCCCUAGCCAAUCUAGUAUCGGAAUCAUACUCGGAUAAUAUCGUUGAGAUUACAUCCGGAGAAAAUUCGGUUCCAGGUGCUACUGCUACUACUACUGAUAAGGGUCAAGACAAAGACCAGAAAGACGGGGAGGAGUCUCUAGGUUCUACCCUUGAGAAUGCCAGACUUUGCUUCGGGUUGACAAUCGCCGUUUUGUGCUAUAUUCUUAUAUAG
Molecule: messenger RNA, 1383 nt
Organism: Aspergillus affinis
Lineage: Eukaryota; Fungi; Ascomycota; Eurotiomycetes; Eurotiales; Aspergillaceae
Product: acid protease
Exons: 3
Coding region: 1-1383 (460 amino acids)
Biological process (GO): proteolysis
Molecular function (GO): aspartic-type endopeptidase activity
Source: RefSeq, a predicted model, not a curated record